UUCACAGGAAAAGGAGAAGACCUAUCAUGUGCUUAACAAACUGAGCAGCCUUAUGCGCUGCAGAAGAAUUCCUUCUUGCUUCCCAAGGUGGUCAGGGUGGAGCUUUGAUGUUUUGAUGUCAGAAUGAAGAGCAGGAUACCUCUCAUUCUUCUAGCCUGUGGCUCCUUUAACCCCAUCACAAACAUGCAUAUGCGUUUAUUUGAGCUGGCUAGAGAUCACCUGCACCAAACAGGAGGGUAUCAGGUGAUUGAAGGCAUAAUAUCUCCUGUUAAUGAUGGCUAUGGAAAGAAAGGCUUGGUUUCAGCAAGGCACCGGGUAGCAAUGGCUAAACUAGCCCUGGCGACAUCUGACUGGAUUCGAGUUGAUCCAUGGGAGAGUGAGCAGAAGACAUGGAUAGAGACAGUAAAAGUAUUAAGGCACCAUUACAACGAAUCACUCAGAUUGCUCCAGUCUAAGAAGGAAUUCAUGAAAAACAAGUGGCCCAUAGAAAGAGCUACAGAAGAUUCCCUUUCUUACCAGCACUCAGUCCUACCAGAAUUAAAGCUGCUCUGUGGGGCUGAUUUUCUACAGACAUUUAAGACACCCAAUCUCUGGAAGGAAGAGCACAUCACUGAAGUAGUGGAAAAGUUUGGUUUGGUCUGUGUUAGUCGUGCUGGCUCUGAUCCUGCUCAGCAUAUCAAAGAAUCAGAACUUUUAUCUAAAUUUCAGCACAAUAUUGUUCUGGUGAAAGAAUGGAUUCAGAAUGAAAUCAGUGCAACACAGAUACGCUAUGCCUUGCGCAGAGGGUUAAGUGUCAAGUAUCUCAUUCCUGAUUCUGUUAUAGCCUACAUUGCACACCAUAAUAUCUACACAGAAGAGAGUGAGCGGAAGAAUGAAGGUGACUUGCUUGAGCCUUUGAAGCUGCAUAGCACACCAGUAAACCCACUCAAUGACUGAUGUCUGUAGUGGGUCAAGUGGACAAACUUAGAGUUUUUUCCUAUAAAGUUCUUGAGGAAGCUUGGUUCUUGUUAAUGAGGAGAAAAUAAGUCAGUCCAAAACCUCCUGAAUUUGUUUGGUGUUUUAAAUUCAUAGAUUUGUUUGUGGUAGUGAGCAGGAAAUUGGGAUGCUCAGCUCCAUAGCUUAAAAUACAUAAAAACCAGCUUCCUUGUGAAAACAAAAGAAGUAAGAUCUGAACAAUAAAUAUUAAUCUCCAGCAAUAUGUAAGGGCCAAACAUAGUACUUUCCUGAACUGUACUUCUGUAAUCCUACAGAGAGCUUUAGGAUAAAGAUGCUGUUCUGAAGCAGCAAAAUACAUGAACUGUAACUUAUCUUUGUGUAUAUAUAUAUAUAUUUAAAUAUAUAUUACUGUUAAACUUUGACUUUUUAGGACCCUGAAUAAUUUUUGUGUUUUGACAGCUUAGACAAGAGGUGGGAAUAAAUCUUCGAUGUCUGCACUUUAAAAUGCAUGCGCCACUCAUGUCACUUUUAAGCCUCCAGAUUUACAAAUGACAGACACUCCUCAUCCCCCGAUUUCGAGUGGGUUUCUUUGCUUCUCUUAUCCAGAGUCUUCUAUAAGAGUAAUUGCCAAAGCCCUGGAUUGAAUGACAUAUCCAAGAGGAUCUUCAUCUCUACUAUUUGAAAAUACACUGUGGGAAACAGAUGAAAAUAGCUAAAAGGCUAUCAGUAUUCGAGCCCUAACAUUAGCCAGAAAAAUCCUUAUGUUGAUUGCUUGUUCUGCUUAUUCACUCCAUCUCAUUUUUUGACAGAAGACCCCUUCAAAGAAUAUAGAAUCUCUAUAAAGUGCUACUUCUGUGUUUCAGUGUUGCUUAAAUUAACUGAAAGCAUGCGUUCAGUAGUGAUGUAGCAUUUACAAUGUACAGAAUUAACCACUCCUCCUUAGUUUCCACCUAAGUGGCCCUUUUUGAGCCCUUGGAUGGCCGAACAGCUUCCACUGAUAGAAUUUCUCUAGAAUUAAAGAGCUUUUGAACAAGUUAAACUAAUGCCAGACACAAACUGCUUUCACUGAAAGAGUCUGUGUGAUUGUUUUCUGAAAAGAAGGUGGCAUAGGGUAGCUGGAGCAUAUUCAAGGGAGAAGGAAUUCGUGAAAACCACAUAAGAUAAGCACUUGUAUAGCUUUGGCUAAUAUCCUAAGCUAAAGCUAUUUACCAGGGUUUUUUUCCAAGUGGAAGAAUGAAGAGCAAUAUGGUUAAAGUGGUCAUCCAGAUAAUCAGUACCCUUACAGAAGUUGAAUGGAAGGUGAAUGUUUCAUUCUGUUUAAAUCAAGCCAUCCUGCUGUUGUUGGAAAUCUCGGCAGUCAAGCUUUGUGGAAGGAUUUAAAAGCAACAUUUCCAACAAUAAUCGGAUUAUAAGAACUUGCAUAGCUACAUAGGCUAAGAAAGAGAUAAAGGAAACCAGAGUUCAAGCUCGCCACAAAGAAAGGCAGUGAGCUGUGUGGUGCAGAAUCAACACACUGUGUUUGAUUUUGACAGUCACCUAAGCAGGGAUGCCUGCGGAUUUCAAUGGUUACUGGAAAAUGAUCAGCAAUGACAAUUUUGAGGAGUAUCUGAAAGCCCUGGGUAAGGUUCCGUUUAUAUUUAAUAAUCAAUAAAUGUAGCCCAUCUUGGUCUU
Molecule: messenger RNA, 2607 nt
Organism: Pezoporus occidentalis (night parrot)
Lineage: Eukaryota; Metazoa; Chordata; Aves; Psittaciformes; Psittacidae
Gene: NMNAT3
Product: nicotinamide nucleotide adenylyltransferase 3
Exons: 5
Coding region: 124-936 (270 amino acids)
Biological process (GO): NAD+ biosynthetic process
Cellular component (GO): mitochondrion
Molecular function (GO): nicotinate-nucleotide adenylyltransferase activity; nicotinamide-nucleotide adenylyltransferase activity
Source: RefSeq, a predicted model, not a curated record